Ruditapes philippinarum (Manila clam) is the source of this 2465-nucleotide messenger RNA. RefSeq lists its product as uncharacterized. The coding region runs from base 1 to 2376 and encodes 791 amino acids. The record is from RefSeq and is a predicted model, not a curated record. Lineage: Eukaryota; Metazoa; Mollusca; Bivalvia; Venerida; Veneridae. The transcript has a single exon.
AUGAAACUUACAAAUCGUGUGCGGAUAUAUUUUUCCGGUUGGAUCCUGCUGGCGAGCUUCUGCGUAGUUUUGAACUGCUUUAACAUUGACUGGACAAAGACUAACAAGGUGCUCGGGGCAGUCAUAGUCGCUGUACUUGGAAUACUUCAAGGUUCUGUUCUUGAAUUUCCACUUCAGACAGUGGCCACCUUUGCAAUGGGAGGAAAAAGGCGGGAAAAUAAACGUGCAUCAUGUGACCAUCUUUCGCUUAUUUUGAACUAUAAUUUGCUAGCGACGAGUAAAGAUGAUAUCGAGGAGUGCAUAGAAACAAUGUAUAUGGCUUACAAAGGGAAUAUGAGUCCGAAGGUUUCAGCUGUUUUGGUAAGUGCUACAAAUGACAAAGAACUGAAGGAAUAUGAACUAGAACUAAGAGAUAAAUACCGUAAAAUAAUACAUGAUGAGUUAUAUAGAGAGGGACUGGCCUUUUCCAACAGACGGUUUGAUGAUAUUGACGACAUGCAUUUCAAAAAUGUCUGGAAAGAAUAUUGCGACAUUGACGGGAAUGAAUUUGAAGAAUGUUAUCUGGAAAGUUUGUGUGAAAGGUACUCUCAAGAAUUUAUGGUGGUCCAUCGAGUGAGUCGUGUUUUAAAGAAAUGCGGCCAAUAUCAGGACCUAAUGCUUCUUUCAGAAGGAAUUUCCAAAGCAUUUACUUACUGUGACAUUAGUUAUUAUGGAAAACAAGCGAGGACUUUUGGUGAAAAUCUCUUCCACGAUAGUGAUGACGUCAGGAAUAUUAGAAACAGAAAGUUUGACUAUACUUUGGUCCUGGACGGUGAUACAGGAGUGUUGAGGGGAGUUGUGUUCAAGCUUCUUGAAAUAGCUGCGGCACAUCCUGACAAAGGAAUAAUACAACCGUCAAUUAAGUUUAAAUGCACGAAAGAUGAUACUCUAUAUAUGCAUUUAGAGGCCAUGAGGCAAUCCAUUUAUGAACCAUUGACUAAUGCUCUGACGGCUCUCUUCGGACAGUCUGGAUUUUUUGGAAAAGCUUUGAUAAACAAUAAAUUGUACAUCGAACAUGUUAUUGGAAGCGAAGACAAUUUAAUCGAAAGAGUACCCGUUGAUGUUCUUAGUCAUGAUACUUUCGAAGCUGCGCUCCUUAAGCCGUUAUACGCCGGAAGUACGUACCUUUUGGAAGCACCAAGUCACAAUUACGUCACAUGGGGUAUACGCGAAAGACGCUGGAAUAGAGGCGAAAUUAUCCUUGCCACAUAUUUCUGGAAAAACGCUUUUGGCAAGCCAAUGAGAUGGCUUCAAAAAUAUUUUCAGAAAUCAAAAUUCAACAAGACUAAAGUCCGAACUGAAUCGAAAUUAGACUUUGUGACGUCAUAUAUAGCACACUCCGCAUUGAGACAUAUGUUGAUGAAGCCUUUGUUAUUACUGUACAUUUGUAUAAACGUGAGUGUUCAUUUAAAACAACCUAACUUAUCUAUAAUCAUCGUCAUGUUUAGCAUUUUGAUAUUUCCGAAAUUUGCGGUGUGUAAUCGUGAGAAUUAUAAAUCUGUGAUUAUUGAAUCAGUAGCUUCCGUUUUACAAUUCACACCGGAAGCGUUGGUUGGUAGCAUCCGUCUUAUACGGGCGCUUCAUGCAAACGUUUCUCUAAAUGCUAAAUGGGUUCCACAGAGGGCAGUUGAAGAAGAGUUUCGAAAUUCAAACCCAUUUAUCUCUGGUUUCAGGCAUCUUUGGGGUUACUCACUGUUUUCUUUAGUGACAGGAGCUCUAGUUAUUGCAUUUUUCGAAGAGGCGCUUUUAGUUUUAGCCUUGCUGACAACUGUCUUACUCUUGCCGGUUUUUACGGGUGUAACAUCAAUGAAGUUGAAAUCUUGUUUGACAAAGAAAAAGAAAACAAGUAAAAGUUCAAUUGAAACAGUUUUGAAACCAAGCAUUGGUUCAAAGAAGAAUAGCUUGACUACUUUAUAUUCUAGUCAAACGUAUCACAGUUUAGGGCAGUUAUGGAAUGGUUAUGAGUAUAAAGACACUUCAUUUUUGAUACCCUCUAGCAGGAGUAGCACUGAUACACUCAUAGACAACACGCAUAAUUUUGGAAAGAAUAGGAAAAAGUACCCUUCUGUUUAUUCAUGGACUGCGAAGAAAAAACAACUGACGGAGAAUCUUCCAUCAUGGAAUUCGGAACACUUCUAUAAACAUCACAUAUUAGAACACAAAGGCCAUGAUGAAGGUAAAGGCAACAAAAUACCAGAUAUUGGCAUUAAAAGAAACCUAAAUGGAAAAUCACAUUUUCACGAAAGUAGUUCCAAUGAAACACGUAUUGAUAUUGAAAAGUUAUUUCAAAAUCUGAAUGUUUUACACCAGUUUAGGAACGGAAGGCAUGACAGGUGAUUUCAAAUCAAUCUUUUUGGAAAAUUAAGAAAAUACAUUUAUCUUAAAACUUAUCUAAAAGAUUUCAGCAUAUUUCGACCGGCUUCCGU